AAUGUCGGUCUCUGUUUUGGCUGCAAUAGCCGGCUUCCAUUAAAAAUGUUUAGAAUAAUGGUGUUUUGAAAUCUUCCCCCAACCCAAACACCAUAAGAUAGAUAAUAGGUUACCUACCAUGCACUAAAAACCAUCCAGUAUAGACAACUCUUUAGGCUACAGCGUGAGAUUUCCUCUCCAAAAACACGCUUUGCCUUGUUUUUUAAUUCUACUACUUAAUUAACCCCCACCCUUAUUACUUAUAACCUCUCACUAUGAAUGCUUCCCUCUUCACAUUUAAUCUAUCAGCUUAAUUUUAGUUGGACAGCUAGAUCAUCCAGAGCAGGCCAUGGCUUCUGGUUCUCCUGGAGAAAGGACUCUUAAAGAUACACCCACUUGGGCUGUUGCUCUUGUUUGCGCUGUUUUUGUUAUCGUUUCUAUUCUGAUAGAGCAUGCAAUCCAUUCCCUAUCUAAGUGGUUCCAUAAACGCCGUAAGAAGGCCAUGAGUGAAGCUCUGGAGAAAAUUAAAGCUGAGCUAAUGCUAUUGGGUUUUAUAUCCCUAUUACUGACCGUGGGUACGAAAUAUGUAACGAAAAUAUGCAUCCCAGCAAAAAUUGGUGAUACCAUGCUUCCCUGCAAGUUUGGCAAUGGAAAGGAGGAUGAGGAAGAUGAUGGUGGAAAUAACAGGAGAAAAUUGCUUUCCCUGGCUGAGAAUGAUAUAUGGCGCAGAGUCUUGGCACCUGCUAAAGAAGAGUAUUGCUCUAAAUAUGGUAAGGUUCCGUUGAUUACAUAUUCUGGUUUGCACCAGUUGCAUAUAUUUAUAUUCGUCCUGGCUGUGUUUCAUAUUCUCUAUAGCGUGGUUACCAUCGUACUUGCCAAGGCCAAAAUGAAGAAAUGGAAGUCUUGGGAAUCAGAAACAUCGUCCUUGGAAUAUCAGUUUACAAAUGAUCCUGCAAGAUUCAGGUUUACUCAUCAAACAUCCUUUGUGAAACGUCACUCUGGCUUUUCUACAACACCCGGAAUUAGAUGGAUUGUGGCAUUCUUCAGACAAUUCUUUGGCUCGGUGACAAAAGUCGACUAUUUGACAAUGCGUCAAGGAUUUAUUAACGCACAUUUUGCGCCAAAUAGCAAAUUUGACUUCCACAAGUACGUAAAGAGAUCAAUGGAAGAUGACUUUAAAGUGGUCGUGGGUGUUAGCAUUCCUCUGUGGAUAUUUGCAAUCAUCUUUCUGCUUCUAAACGUUUACAAAUGGUAUACGCUAACCUGGUUGUCAUUUGCACCGCUCAUUAUUCUUCUCCUUGUUGGUACAAAACUUGAACUAAUCAUCAUGGAGAUGGCUCAAGAAAUCCAAGAACGAACUACAGUAGUGAAAGGAGCUCUUGUGGUGGAGCCAAGCAACAAGUAUUUCUGGUUUAAUCGCCCUGAAUGGAUUCUCUUCCUAAUCCACUUCACGCUUUUCCAGAAUGCAUUCCAAAUGGCUUACUUCUUGUGGAUAUGUUAUGAAUUUGGGCCCACAUCAUGCUUCCAUGAAAACUUACCAGCAAUAUUGACAAGAGUUUUUCUCGGGGUAGCGUUACAGAUCUUAUGCAGUUAUAUUACCUUCCCUCUUUAUGCAUUGGUUACUCAAAUGGGGUCUCACAUGAAGAAAGCAAUAUUUGAAGAGCAAACAGCCAAAGCUCUCAAAAAAUGGCAAAAGGCAGCGAAAGAGAGAAAGAAACAGAGGAAACGUGGAGGAGGAGGAGAUGGGUCCAAUUCAGGGUUCAUUAGCGGUGAAAACACACCGAGCCAUGGCACAUCCCCAUUGCAUCUGCUGCACAACCACAAGUACAGGUCCAACCAUAACCAUUCAGACAUCGAAAGCGUUAUGAAUUCCCCAAGAUCUUAUCAAUCUGACACCGACCUCGACCUCUCUGAGAUUGAAGGUUCCCCACCCCAUGACCAGGCCGAUCAUGGAUCAUCACCACCAAACCUUCAUCAACACUCACUUGCAGUUUUAACAAUUAAUAAUGGCAUUAAUGAACCCCAAAGUCAUGAUUUUUCCUUUGUUAAGCCUUGAUAAUCAUCAAUUUAUCAUAUUUUUCUUUUAUCAUUAUUCACAAAAC
This is a messenger RNA of Ziziphus jujuba (common jujube), 2081 nucleotides long. RefSeq names its product MLO protein homolog 1. Lineage: Eukaryota; Viridiplantae; Streptophyta; Magnoliopsida; Rosales; Rhamnaceae. Gene Ontology annotation, biological process: defense response. Bases 329 to 2035 code for a protein of 568 amino acids. The transcript has 14 exons. The record is from RefSeq and is a predicted model, not a curated record. Gene Ontology annotation, cellular component: membrane.